Bombus impatiens (common eastern bumble bee) is the source of this 468-nucleotide messenger RNA. RefSeq names its product glucose dehydrogenase [FAD, quinone]-like. The record is from RefSeq and is a predicted model, not a curated record. The annotation marks the transcript as partial. Gene Ontology annotation, molecular function: oxidoreductase activity, acting on CH-OH group of donors; flavin adenine dinucleotide binding. Lineage: Eukaryota; Metazoa; Arthropoda; Insecta; Hymenoptera; Apidae. The transcript has 2 exons.
UUUUUCAUAUUACAGGAGCUGUCUUGGCGAGUCGUUUGUCAGAGAUAGAAGACUGGAACGUACUCCUUUUGGAAGCAGGUGGCGAUGGAAGCGUUAUAUAUGAUAUUCCUCUUCUUGUCGCCAAUCUGCAGCUCACCGAGAUCGACUGGAAAUACACGACAGAGCCCAAUCCAAAUUACUGUAGAGCGAUGGAGGGGGGUCGCUGCCUGUGGCCACGUGGCAAAGUGAUCGGAGGCAGCAGCACGAUAAAUUACAUGCUCUAUGUUCGUGGUAACAAAAAAGAUUACGACAUCUGGGAACAACUGGGCAAUCCGGGAUGGUCCUACAAGGACGUUCUGAGUUAUUUCAAAAAAUCGGAAGACAAUCGCAAUCAGAACUACAGCAAGACUCCGUAUCAUUCGACGGGAGGUUACUCGUACCAUUCAAGAGGGGGUUACCUAACUGUCGAAGAAUCAAAAUGGCACACAC